This is a messenger RNA of Pelmatolapia mariae (spotted tilapia), 1437 nucleotides long. RefSeq names its product sodium- and chloride-dependent GABA transporter 2-like. Gene Ontology annotation, molecular function: gamma-aminobutyric acid:sodium:chloride symporter activity. Gene Ontology annotation, cellular component: plasma membrane. Lineage: Eukaryota; Metazoa; Chordata; Actinopteri; Cichliformes; Cichlidae. The record is from RefSeq and is a predicted model, not a curated record. The transcript is spliced from 12 exons. Gene Ontology annotation, biological process: sodium ion transmembrane transport. The coding region runs from base 1 to 1437 and encodes 478 amino acids.
AUGAUGAAAAGAAAAUCUACACGGAGAGACAUGCAGCCAGAGGUGGAGGAGCGAGGACACUGGGGAAAUAAGGUGGAAUUUCUCCUUGCUGUGGCAGGAAAUGUUGUCGGCCUGGGGAACGUGUGGAGGUUUCCCUACCUCUGUUACAAAAAUGGAGGGGGUGCAUUCCUAGUGCCAUAUCUGGUAUUUGUGGUAACCUGUGGUGUACCCCUGUUCCUGCUGGAGACAACUAUAGGGCAAUUCACCCAGGAGGGUGGCAUUACCUGCUGGAGGAAGCUGUGCCCACUAGCAGAAGGGAUUGGCUUUGGUGGACAACUAAUCCUCUUCUAUAGCUGUAUGACCUACAUUAUUAUUCUGUCCUGGGCUUUGCUCUACCUCGUGUUCUCCUUCAGCUCUCAGCUCCCCUGGGCCUCCUGCAACAACGACUGGAACACAGAGGGCUGUGUAGACUUUUCAACAAAAAAUAACACCGUCCACUGGACCAACCAGACAAACUCGACCUCUGCAGCCACCGAAUUUUGGGAACGACGAGUGCUGAUGAUCUCAGGGGGCAUUGAGGAAAUAGGCAGCAUCCAGUGGGAGGUGCUGUUGUGCCUCAUUGCUAUGUGGAUCGUCUGCUACUUUUGUAUCUGGAAAGGAGUCAGAUCUACAGGAAAGGUGGUAUAUGUCACAGCUACCUUCCCCUAUGUGAUGUUGUUAAUUCUUUUGAUUCGUGGCCUCUCUCUUCCUGGAGCAUUCGAAGGAGUGAUGUUUUAUCUUCUGCCUGAACCCUCACGACUGAUAGACCCUCAGGUGUGGAUGGAGGCUGCGAGUCAGAUCUUCUUCUCCUACAGUAUCGGUGUGGGCUCCCUAACUGUGCUGGGAAGCUACAACAAAUACAACAACAACUGCUAUAAAGACUCUCUGAUGCUGUGUUUGCUGAACAGUGGUACCAGUGUUGUAGCUGGUUUUGCUGUGUUCUCAGUGCUGGGAUUCAUGGCUCAUGAGCAAGGCGUUCCCAUUGCAGAAGUCAGUUUCCUUAUUAUCUUGAUUAUUUUGCUGUUUGAAACUCUGGCACUGGGUUGGAUAUUUGGGGUAGAUAAGUUGUAUGACAUAAUAAAGGACAUGACAGGAACACGAGCCAACUACUUCUUUAAACUCUGCUGGCUCUACCUCACACCACUGGUCUCACUGGGCUCUUUUAUAUGUUCUUUAAUUGAGUACCAGCCUCUGACCUUUAAUCGGUGGUACAUCUACCCAUCCUGGGCAUAUGUGCUGGGGUGGAUACUGGCCCUCUCCUCCAUCCUGCUAGUUCCAGGAUGCGCCCUGUAUAAGCUGGGCACUGGGACUGGGACUCUAAGUCAGCGUUUCCAUCAUCUGUGCCAGCCUAAUCUUGAAAAUUUAGAGAACCAAAAGAGUGAAACUGAGCUAGAGACCAUAAGAGAACUUCUGCAGUAG